Messenger RNA from Kalmanozyma brasiliensis GHG001, 861 nucleotides. Its product is annotated as Proliferating cell nuclear antigen, PCNA, C-terminal. The record is from RefSeq and is a predicted model, not a curated record. Gene Ontology annotation, biological process: leading strand elongation; regulation of DNA replication; mismatch repair. Lineage: Eukaryota; Fungi; Basidiomycota; Ustilaginomycetes; Ustilaginales. The transcript has 3 exons. Gene Ontology annotation, cellular component: PCNA complex. Gene Ontology annotation, molecular function: DNA binding; DNA polymerase processivity factor activity. The coding region runs from base 1 to 861 and encodes 286 amino acids.
AUGUUGGAAGCUCGUCUCCGUGAAGCUGUCCUUCUCAAGAAGGUGCUCGACGCCGUGCGCGAGCUCAUCACCGAUGCCAACUUCGAGUGCUCCGAGGACGGAAUCCGUCUGCAAGCGAUGGACAACUCGCACGUGGCCCUCUCCGCCAUCGAGCUGCGCACCGACUGCUUCGAGGAGUUCCGAUGCGACCGACCCAUGUCGAUCGGCGUCUCGCUCUCUUCGCUCGGUAAGAUCCUCAAGGGCGCCAACAACGACGACGUCCUCUCGCUCAAGAAGUCCGACGACGGCGACACGCUGCAGAUGACCUUCGAGUCGCCCAAGUCGGACCGUGUCGGCGAGUUCGAGAUGAAGCUCAUGGACAUCGACAGCGAGCACCUCGGCAUUCCCGACACGCAGUACGACGCUGUAGUCAAGAUGUCCUCGGGUGAAUUCGGGCGCAUUUGCAGGGACCUCACCAACAUCGGUGAGAGCGUCAAGAUCGAAGUCUCCAAAGAAGGUGUCUCUUUCUCAUCCGAAGGUGAAAUUGGUGCUGCACGAAUGACCCUCAAGCAAGGCAGCGGGACUGCUGUCCUCGCCGAUGAGGAUGAGGACGACGACGAGGACGUCAAGCCCGCCAAGAAGAAGCGCAAGGCCGACUCGUCCACCAGCGGCGGCCAGGUUCCCGUCAAGAUCGAAAUGCAACAGGCGGUCAACCUCACCUUCUCGCUCAAGUACCUUAGCAACUUUGCCAAGGCCGCGCCGUUGGCGGACGAGGUGCAGCUGCACAUGUCCAACGAGGUGCCCCUGCUGUGCGAGUUCGGGUUCGAGAAUGGAUACGUGAGGUUCUACCUCGCGCCCAAGCUCAGCGAGGACGAUGACUAG